Molecule: messenger RNA, 2092 nt
Organism: Phragmites australis (common reed)
Lineage: Eukaryota; Viridiplantae; Streptophyta; Magnoliopsida; Poales; Poaceae
Product: metal transporter Nramp1-like
Exons: 13
Coding region: 225-1778 (517 amino acids)
Biological process (GO): metal ion transport
Cellular component (GO): membrane
Molecular function (GO): cadmium ion transmembrane transporter activity; manganese ion transmembrane transporter activity
Source: RefSeq, a predicted model, not a curated record
UUUCCAAAGGGCGCGUCAGCCCCGGCGGCUCGUGCCGCGCGCACUCGCACCUCGGGUGGAAGAGUUAAGUAUCAGCCGGCGAUACAAGAGGGGAGUUCGUUGGAGGGCAGAAUCCCAGAGAUCUCUCGACAUCGGAGCUGCACACAGACCCCUCGCCACCCAGUGAUAGCGUUUUAUCGUACAAGAUCGCCGCGUCGGCCGUGGGCUGAGCGACGGAGGCGAAGAUGGACUCCGCGCCCGCCGCAAGGAUGGAGGUCGACGUCGAGGCGCUCGCCGGCCGGCGAGGGACCGACGAUCCCGCUGCGGCUAAGGAACCGGCAUGGAAAAGAUUUUUGCACCACGUUGGGCCAGGCUUUAUGGUCUGCUUGGCCUACCUUGAUCCCGGAAACUUAGAAACAGAUUUGCAAGCCGGUGCCAAUCACAGAUAUGAGCUCCUCUGGGUGAUCCUGAUCGGCCUCAUCUUCGCACUAAUUAUACAGUCAUUGUCUGCUAAUCUCGGAGUAGUGACAGGGCAGCAUCUUGCCGAGCUAUGCAAGACAGAAUAUCCAGUAUGGGUGAGAAUCUGCCUAUGGCUGCUGGCAGAGUUAGCUGUGAUUGCUGCAGAUAUCCCGGAAGUUAUAGGGACAGCUUUUGCUUUCAACCUCUUGUUCCACAUCCCUGUGUGGGUGGGGGUUCUCAUCGCUGGCUCCAGUACACUUCUACUCCUUGGGAUGCAAAGAUACGGGGUUAGGAAGCUGGAGUUUUUGGUUGCACUAUUGGUGUUCAUCAUGGCAGCGUGCUUUUUCGUGGAGAUGAGCAUAGUGAUGCCUUCAGCAAAGGAGGUCAUCAAAGGACUAUUCAUCCCCAAGCUGAGCGGGUCCGGCGCUACUGGAGAUACUAUUGCCCUUCUUGGGGCUCUUGUAAUGCCGCACAAUCUAUUCUUGCACUCUGCCCUGGUACUGUCAAGGAAUACGCCCGCAUCAGUAAGAGGAAUAAAGGAUGCUUGCAGGUUCUUCCUCUUUGAAAGUGGCAUAGCGCUGUUCGUGGCGCUUCUCAUCAACAUCUGCAUCAUCGCUGUCUCUGGAACCGUCUGUAACUCGAGCAACCUCUCACCGGAUGACUCUGCAAAAUGCAGUGACCUCACCUUGGACUCCUCGUCCUUCCUCCUCAAGAAUGUGCUAGGCAGGUCCAGCGCAGUUGUGUAUAGUGUGGCACUAUUGGCUUCUGGACAGAGCUCGACCAUCACUGGCACUUAUGCCGCCCAAUACAUCAUGCAGGGUUUCUUGGACAUCAAGAUGAAACAGUGGCUGAGGAACUUGAUGACUCGCAGCAUUGCCAUUGUACCCAGCUUAAUCGUCUCCAUCAUUGGUGGCUCCAGUGGUGCCGGCCGUCUCAUUAUCAUCGCAUCGAUGAUACUGUCCGUUGAGCUACCAUUUGCUCUCAUCCCACUUCUCAAGUUCAGCAGUAGUAGCAACAAGAUGGGCCAAAACAAAAACUCCAUCUUUAUUGUUGGGUUCUCGUGGGUGCUCGGGUUUGUUAUUAUUGGGAUAAACAUCUACUUCCUCAGCUCAAAGUUAGUUGGCUGGAUCCUCCACAACUCACUGCCGAUUUACGCUAACGUUCUGAUCAGCAUCACGUUGUUCCCUCUUAUGCUGCUCUACAUCUCUGCUGUGAUCUACCUGACGUUCAGGAAGGACACUGUCAAGUUUGUGUAUUGCAAUGAGCUGCAGAACGUUGACAACAAAUCAAAGGUUGCCAACGACACUAGCAAUGACGAAAACAAGGAACAGCUUGUUUAGACUUAUAUUUAUUGUCAGAUUAGUGUUUGUUAAGGACGACAUUGGUUAGUUAGAUACAUUUCUUUCAUUCAAAUUGAUUUUCGAGGUAAAUGUGUCAUUAGCUUUGACAUACGAGUUAUCGUGUUUCUGCAGCCUGCGUUAACGCGUUUUAGGAACUCCUUUAAUGUGUAAUAGUCGAAUUGUUCUCUUAACAAAAAGAAGCCGAUCACUGCAGCUUAAUGUGACAAGAGAACAUUUUACUGUACUAGGUAUUUUUUUGUUUAUUUCUUUCGAGAAACAUGGAAUGAGCUCUGCCAUAAUUAAGAUAGGAGAAG